AUGGAUUCUAAGGAAAUGAAAAUUGACAGCUGGCAUAUUAUGAUGAGGAUACGGGCUCCAAAAGAAGGUCCAUGUGACCCUAUUGCUCCUCUGAAAUGGAUAUUUUUUGCUUGCUGUUAUAUGAAUAUUGAGAAUUUAGGUUUUGGGAUUUUGAAAAAUGGUUUUGCUAUCUCAUUCUCUAGUUGUAAUUCUGAAAAACCAGUUUCAGAUCUUCUUUGGAUGCUGAUUCAAGUCGUUGAGCAUGGUCUGGGACAUCUGCCAUUUACAGAAAAACAGGUGGUCACUCCAACUGAGUCCGUGUAUACUGGUGUAGAUUUCUGUAAGAGAAUAUGUGGUGUGUCUAUAAUCAGGAGCGGUGAGAGUAUGGAGAAUGCUCUGAGAGCAUGUUGUAAGGGAAUCAAGAUUGGGAAAAUUCUAAUCCACAGAGAAGGAGACAAUGGCCAGCAGGUUUCGAUUCCCUCUAUUCUAAUCCUCUUUUUUAUUUCUAUUUAAUGUGAUAAACAUUUCCAAGUCUAUACUUUACAUUUAUUCAAUAAGACCAA
Humulus lupulus (European hop) is the source of this 542-nucleotide messenger RNA. RefSeq names its product uracil phosphoribosyltransferase 1-like. Bases 1 to 492 code for a protein of 163 amino acids. Lineage: Eukaryota; Viridiplantae; Streptophyta; Magnoliopsida; Rosales; Cannabaceae. The record is from RefSeq and is a predicted model, not a curated record. The transcript is spliced from 6 exons.